Messenger RNA from Drosophila santomea, 1934 nucleotides. It is a transcript of the gene ppk15, whose product is annotated as sodium channel protein Nach. The coding region runs from base 1 to 1437 and encodes 478 amino acids. Gene Ontology annotation, biological process: sodium ion transmembrane transport. Gene Ontology annotation, cellular component: membrane. Lineage: Eukaryota; Metazoa; Arthropoda; Insecta; Diptera; Drosophilidae. The record is from RefSeq and is a predicted model, not a curated record. The transcript is spliced from 6 exons. Gene Ontology annotation, molecular function: ligand-gated sodium channel activity.
AUGGGGAAGGACCAAGUCCUGCGGCAGAAGCGGAGCUACGGCUUUGUAACCAACAUCAAGGAUUAUUGCACCAAUUGCACACUGGCAGGAUUCGCUUACAUCGCCAACUCAAGACUGCACUUCACGGAACGCAUCUUUUGGCUGAUUUGUGUGUUCAUUUCAUCGUUGGGCUGCUACCAACUGAUCAUGGGAUACCAGCGGAGUUUUCCCACACGAGCUGUGAGCAUUGUGUUCGAGAGCCUGCCGCCAUUUUCCAAAUGGAAAUUUCCCGCUGUUAGCGUCUGCGAACUUGCCUACCGUGGAAAUUUGUUCUACAAAUUCGAGGAAUACAUAGAAAGUUUGGGCAAGGAUGUAGCCGGGGAUUACCCAUAUGAUGUUGAGACUGGCAUAUCGAUCCUUUUGUUUCCCGCCUUGUAUAAUGAGAACGGAUUGAAGGGAAAGUGUGGAGUAGUGCACAAGAAUUGCACAGAAGCAUGUGCAAAGUGUCCGUCGGACAACUACCGGCAAAUCUUAACCUGGUAUGGAGCCAACUGCUCGGAUCUUUUUGUGGAGUGCAAACUAUCCCAUAAACCCUUCGACUGCUGCCGGUACUUUAGACCCCUUUUGACUCCAUUUGGCCGCUGCUAUAUGCUCAAUUCGCUGCUGAACAAUGAACCUGGCUCGAAGUACUGGCUGCCCAACGAGCUGGAUCCCGCCAAUCAGAAGGCUGUGAUAAAUGUGAUCACCCAUUUGGAUGUGCAAAUAAGCGUGAUAAAUGCAGAAGAUAUUCCACAUACGGCAUUCUUUCCACCCGGAAUUCCUCUGAUUACCGAAGGCCUGAGCAAGUAUAUGCAAUUUAACCAGAUCGUAAUGAAGAACGAUCCGGAUGUUAAGGACGUUGAUCCGAAGAUUCGCAGCUGCUUUUUCCCAGAGGAGAUACCGCCCAACAGUCUGUACAAGUCCUACAGCUUCAGCGUCUGCAUCACCGAGUGCAUUAGGGGCUUGCAGAUGAAAGCCUGCAACUGUACGUCAUUCCUGUACAAUCCCAAUGCCGAUCCACGGUAUCCGGACUGCAAUCUGGAGGGAUUCUUGUGUCUGGAGAAGACGCGUAUGAUCAAGCCCGACUCCAGGGUGCUGGUGAACAACAACAAGGGCAACAAUGCCAGUUGCGGCUGCCUGCCGUCCUGCAAUGAUGGCGACAUUACUACCAUUUACGAGCCCGCUUUAUUUGUCAGGAAUCAAAACAAGUACUACAACGGCACUCUGGACAUGCCUUUCCUGCCAACGGAUCAGUAUCGCCGGCAGUCCCUUCGCACGCCUCUGGACGUCGUGGUCUCCAUGGGCGGCAUGCUGGGUCUCUUUCUGGGGGCCAGCAUCCUCAGUGCCAUCGAGUUUGUCUACUAUUUCACAGUGCGACCCCUUAGCAACAUGCUGGGGGCUCGCGCCGCUCGUGCGUAAUUGGUCAACUGCCAGCGGCAAGUCGAAAGCCACUGCAAAAAGUUUUCGAGAAAUAGAUGCACUUAUAAAAAAGUUCAAGUUAGCUUAACAGGGGAAUGUUAGCUUCUAUACGUGUAUUCGUUAACCAAAGGGAAGUGUAUUGAAAAAGAAGAACGGAAUCCCGAGUCUCACGAGUUGGCUGCGCCUUGACCUCAGUCACAAGCGGCGUAUGCGCAAUUUAAAAAUUUUAUUAAAUAUUUGCUCGACUCGGUCACUGCAAUGCGCAUUAAAAAUGCAACCAUGGCAUGCCGUCAGGAUGCCAAGGAUAUUCGUACCGAAAAGCGAUGCUGUGCGAGCCAAGUGUGAAACUGAAAAUCAAUGAAACUCACAAUUUGCCCAGUCAGCAAACGCCUCUUGGCGACAACUGCAACCAUUUUACAUUUAUAUACAUACAUGCAUAUGUAUAUAUACGAUCGCCUCAGAUUUUGGCCACCUUUCAAGCCUGUUAAGUUCCUCAU